Molecule: messenger RNA, 1387 nt
Organism: Prorocentrum cordatum
Lineage: Eukaryota; Dinophyceae; Prorocentrales; Prorocentraceae
Source: the annotation of a GenBank genome assembly
GGCAUGCAGGCCCUCUCCCUGGCCGGACACCGCAUCGGCGACGCCUACAGAUCGGUGGUCGGCAACGUUGUCAACAUCGGCGGGGAGUCCAGGUUUGUCGAGAAGGGCACCCUGACGCCCGAGGAGUUCGUGGAGGCUGGCGACCAGGACUCACGUUCAAGUUCCCCACCUGGCAGUGGGAGUCCGGCCAGCAGUCGCACCGGGCCAGCUACCUGCCGCAGGACAAGCAGUUCCUGAUCACCCGGAACGUCCCGUGCCGGCGCCCCGCGCGCUGACCGUGAUCUCCAUGGCGCCAGGGUCGGGGCGAUCUGGAUGCUGCACGAGUCGGCCGGCGGGCCGAGACAGAAGGCGCCAGCGGCGACCUCCAGGACAUCGAUGACCUGGGGGCCGAGCCCGGCGGCGGCGCGGCCGGCUCCGGCGCGGACGCGUCCGGCCCGGGCAUCGCCAUCCAGGACGACUUCCUCGAGACGGCCGGCAGAGGACCUCCUCCUCCUCCUCCGACCUCGACGCGCAGCUGGCGGAGGAGGACCCCGCGUCGCAGGCCGCCGCCAGUUCGUCCGCACCGUUCGGCGGCGACGGCGGCGGCAUGAUCGUUGCCGACGCGCCGGACCUGAACGUCGUGCAGACGCGUACGUACGACCUCUCCAUCACCUACGACAAGUACUACCAGACGCCCCGCCUGUGGCUCUUCGGCUACGACGAGGGCGGGAGGCCCCUGAAACCCGAGGAGGUCUACGAGGACGUCCUGUGCGAGUACGUGGCGAAGACGGUCACCGUGGACCCGCACCCGCUGUCGGGGACGCCCACGGUGUCCAUCCAUCCGUGCAAGCACGCCCUGGUGAUGAAGAAGGUUAUCCAGGACGACUGGAUCGAGCAGGGCAUCACGCCGAGGCACGACCUCGCGCUGUUUGUCUUCUUGAAGUUCAUAUCCGGCGUGGUGCCCACGAUCAACUACGACUUUACCAUGGACAUCGAGUUCUGAUGGCGGCGCCCGUGCCCGGCGUCGCAGGUCGCCGUCGACACGCCUGCUGCGGUCCCUCGUCCUCCUCCUCCUCCUCCUCCACCUCCUCGCGCCCGUCCACCCCUGCCCUCCGCCCCCCCCCCCCCCACUCGCGCGCGCGCGUUCGCUGCAGCAGGCGGGGAAGCUUGCUAGACCGUGCCCUGGCCGGAGCCAGCCGAGCGAAAGCCUCGGGGCCGCCCGCGUCGGGGGACGGCUCCCGCCCCCUUCGGGGCGACCGCCGGGCGGGGGCCCGCUUGAUUCCCCGUUCCCAAGGGGCAACGCAUGGCAGGGCCCAGGCUCCCAAUCGCCCACUGAUCGCUGAUAUGGACUGCCGGGGGCGCGGCGGCCGCGGACGGGGCGCGGGCUCGACCGCCAGCGCGCGCCGGC